AUGAUCCCUCAGCGUCGGAUUUAUCUCCCCUACUACUCUGAGGGCUUCGACUACUUACGUCCAUGUGGACAGUCCUGCCGUCCAUUCGUUCCCCAGUGGCAGCAGCAGAAUCCAGUGACCUGCCCCCCUGCUGGUUUUACCACUGGAAGAGUUGCUGACUAUGCUAAAGCGUUUUAUCCGUCUCACGUCCGGCCUUCAAUGUCCAGUCUGGCUGUGACGAUGAACCCCGUCCAUCAGCAACUGUUCACAGCUCCACUGAUCAGAAAAGAGCGUAAACAGAUCAUAAUAAAAGACCCCACUCAGGGAGGACGGGACAUCACAAAUGAAAUCAUGACUGGAAGAUGGACCACGUCUCAGGUUAUAAUAAAGGACCCCACACAGGGAGGACGGGACAUCACAAAAGACAUCAUGUCUGGAGAAUGGACCACACCUACAGAAACGUCACCUCAUUCUGUAGAUGCAGAGGUCCAGACUAACAGUGAUCCUGUAAAACCUGCUGCUGUGGCUGUGCUCAGAGGACUAUUAGAGAGUGUUGAAGAUCCUGCAGCUCCCACUGAGACUGAAUCUUCUGCAGCCAAUGAGAACCCAGGAUCAGAUGAAGCCGUUUCCAAACAUCAUGAUGAUGUCCAGGAAGCUGACGAACUCUCGGAGAAGAUCAAGCCUGAGGAGGACCACUGUGAUCAAAAUAAACAGCAGCAGAGAAAGAAAUACAGCCGCGACUUUCUGCUGGACCUGCAGCUGAACCAGUUAAGCCUGCAAAGACCCAAAGUCCAGCAGCACGUUCCUGAUGUUGUACUGGACCAGCCCCUGCUACAGAAUUUGUAUUUGAGGGACCAGAUGAGGGAGUUCAAACCCUCAGUUACAAACCUGGACAGCACCGUUCCUGAGCCCGUUAAUGUCCAGGAGGAAAAGAUCAACGAGGAGAACGUCUCCCUCAAGUCGGACCACUGUGAUCAAAAUAAACAGCAGCAGAGAAAGAAAUACAGCCGUGACUUUUUGCUGGACCUGCAGCUGAACCAGUUGAGUCUGCAAAGACCCAAAGUCCAGCAGCACGUUCCUGAUGUUGUACUGGACCAGCCCCUGCUACAGAAUUUGUAUUUGAGGGACCAGAUGAGGGAGUUCAAACCCUCAGUUACAAACCUGGACAGCACCGUUCCUGAGCCCGUUAAUGUCCAGGAGGAAAAGAUCAACGAGGAGAACGUCUCCCUCAAGUCGGACCACUGUGAUCAAAAUAAACAGCAGCAGAGAAAGAAAUACAGCCGCGACUUUCUGCUGGACCUGCAGCUGAACCAGUUGAGUCUGCAAAGACCCAAAGUCCAGCAGCACGUUCCUGAUGUUGUACUGGACCAGCCCCUGCUGCAGAAUUUGUAUUUGAGGGACCAGAUGAGGGAGUUCAAACCCUCAUUUGAUAACAUGGAAAGACUCCUUUCUGAGCCUGUUGAAGACCAAGAAGAGAAAAUGGACAUAGAGAACAUUUCCAAGCACGCUGGUUCCAAUAAGCUCCCCCAGAGGAUCAAAUAUGACCGGGAGUUUCUAUUGAACCUACAGAUGACCAGUGCAAGCCUGCAGAGGCCCAAAGUAAUGCUGGACAUCAAGAACAUUGUACUGGACAAGCCACUUCAGCAGCAGUUGUUCUUAAGGGACCAGAUGGUUUCUGGAAAGAGUUUCAGUCCCUUGAUAGCAAACCAAGACUGUCAGAAGAAAGAAGGUGAACGAGAACUGCCCUCCAGGAUGCAUCAUCUUCAGAGAGACCAAUGUAGAGAGCAGCGUAAAGUCAUCAACGUCUCUCUGAACAACGACGUGCAGCUUCACAAGGCUGAGAAAGCCUGGAAGCCGGCAAUAAAAAAGAGCUGCACUCAAGAAAAGGAUCGAGAGGCGACCGAGACUCAGGAGCUGUUUCAGAAAGUGUGCAGCAUCCUGAACAAAAUGACACCAGAAAAGUUUCAGCAGCUGAUGAAGCAACUCACCGAGCUCCCCAUCAACACAGAGGAGCGACUCAAAGGUGUGAUCGAGCUCAUCUUUAAAAAAGCAGUUGCUGAGCCCAACUUCUGCACUGUCUACGCCAAAAUGUGCAGCGGCCUGAUGGAACUUAAAGUGCCCACAUCAGACUAUUCAGGAUCUACAUUGGACUUCAUCAAUCUGCUGGUCGGUCACUGUGAGGAGGAGUUCAAGAAGGACGAGAAGGAUAACAAGCUCCUCCAGAAGAAGCUGAAAGAUCUGGAUGAAGCUGAAGAGGAGAAAGAGCAGCAGAUAUUAAAAGAAGAGCUGGAGGAGAUUAAGAUCAAAGCUCGCCUCUGUUCCCUCGGAAACAUCAAGUUCAUGGGGGAGCUUUAUAAGCAGAAGAUGCUCACAGACCAGUUCAUCUACAGAUGCAUCACGAAGCUGCUGGAGAACAACAAUGAGGAGAGCUUAGAGUCCCUCUGUAAACUGCUGUCGACUGCUGGAAAGGACCUUGACCUGGACAAUGGAAAGGCUCUGCUGGACAACUACUUCAAUCAGUUGGGAACAAUCGUAAAGGAGAGAAGAACCUCUUCACGGAUCCGUUUUAUGAUCCAGGAUGUUUUGGACCUCAGAAGGAACAACUGGAUUCCCAGGAGGAGCGAUCAGGGCCCCAAAACUAUCAAGGAGGUGCAUAAAGAUGCUGAAGUAGAGGACAACGUGGAGCAGCUUAAAGUUCAGCAAAAGCUGCUUUUACAACAAAGUAAAGUACAGGCUCAGAAUAAAAGCUGGAACACAAAGCCUGUCUACAACAAAAAAUCACCCAAUGAUGGAUCUCACCAAGGCAAAAUGCCCAAACCUUGUGCCUUUAACUAUGUGGAUGUGACCUCCGGACAAAAGGACUCUCUGAGAAGUCGGACCAAUAGCAGAAGAUCCGAGGAUGUCAGGUCACACACCCACUUUAGUGUGAAGCAAGAGAAGCAGUCAGGUAACGGAGACAGACAAUGUGUCUCCAACAAAGUAAAAAUGAGAAAAUAUGCCAGUCAGGAGAGCACAGAGAGUGCAGCAGUGAAGCGUGAACCGACUCAAGCACCAAAAGCCACAAUGAGUAAAGAGCAGCUGGAGAAGAAAUCAGUGGCUAUUAUUGAGGAAUAUCUGCACAUUAAUGACCUGAAGGAGGCGCUGCUGUGUGUGCAGGAGAUGAACAGCGCAUCUCUGCUCUUCAUUUUUGUAAGGAUUGGUGUAGAGACGACACUUGAGCGCAGCGCCAUUGAACGAGGACAUCUGGGUCUCCUGUUUCACCAUCUAAUUAGAAAUCAAAUUUUGCCCGCUGAGCAGUAUUACAAGGGGUUCCAGGAAAUUCUGGAGGUAGCUGAGGACAUGGUGGUUGAUAUUCCUCAUAUUUGGCUCUACCUGGCAGAAAUAAUCCCACCAGUGCUGCAGGACGAAGGAAUUCCAAUGGCUCAGCUCUUCAGAGAACUGGCUAAACCACUGCUGACUAUGGAGCAAGCUGCUAUGCUGCUGGUGCAGAUCAUCAACCAGCUGAGUAAGAAAAUGAGCUAUAAAGAAGCCCGAGGAUUGUGGGAUGAAGCAGGACUCAGCUGGAAGGACUUUCUUCCUGAAGGUGACGAUGAGAAUACAUUUGUGAUGGAACAGCUGCCUCCAGAAUGGACCACCAUGUAACAUCAAUAAAAUAAAACUGCUCGUACUUA
Trichomycterus rosablanca is the source of this 3650-nucleotide messenger RNA. RefSeq names its product eukaryotic translation initiation factor 4 gamma 1-like. Gene Ontology annotation, molecular function: mRNA binding; translation initiation factor activity; protein binding. The coding region runs from base 1 to 3621 and encodes 1206 amino acids. The transcript has 26 exons. The record is from RefSeq and is a predicted model, not a curated record. Gene Ontology annotation, cellular component: eukaryotic translation initiation factor 4F complex. NCBI's taxonomy places the organism in Eukaryota, Metazoa, Chordata, Actinopteri, Siluriformes, Trichomycteridae.